Galeopterus variegatus (Sunda flying lemur) is the source of this 1702-nucleotide messenger RNA. It is a transcript of the gene SLC17A8, whose product is annotated as solute carrier family 17 (vesicular glutamate transporter), member 8. Gene Ontology annotation, molecular function: neurotransmitter transmembrane transporter activity; L-glutamate transmembrane transporter activity. Gene Ontology annotation, biological process: transmembrane transport; synaptic transmission, glutamatergic; monoatomic anion transport. Gene Ontology annotation, cellular component: synaptic vesicle membrane; excitatory synapse. Bases 134 to 1663 code for a protein of 509 amino acids. The record is from RefSeq and is a predicted model, not a curated record. The transcript is spliced from 11 exons. Lineage: Eukaryota; Metazoa; Chordata; Mammalia; Dermoptera; Cynocephalidae.
CGAUAGGACCAAUGAGGAAGAAGACAACAUUGAGCUGAGUGAAGAAGGAAGGCCAGUGCUGACGGCCAGGCCGGGCCCCCCACUUUGUGACUGCAGCUGCUGUGGCAUCCCCAAGCGCUACAUCAUCGCCAUCAUGAGUGGGCUGGGAUUCUGCAUUUCCUUUGGGAUUCGGUGCAAUCUUGGAGUUGCCAUUGUGGAGAUGGUAAACAAUAGCACUGUGUAUGUCGAUGGAAAACCAGAAAUUCAGACAGCGCAGUUUAACUGGGAUCCAGAGACAGUGGGCCUUAUCCAUGGAUCUUUUUUCUGGGGUUAUAUUGUGACACAGAUUCCAGGUGGUUUCAUUUCAAACAAGUUUGCUGCUAACAGGGUCUUUGGAGCUGCCAUCUUCUUAACAUCGACUCUGAACAUGUUCAUUCCUUCUGCGGCCAGAGUGCACUACGGAUGUGUCAUGUGUGUCAGAAUUUUGCAAGGUCUAGUGGAGGGAGUGACCUACCCAGCCUGCCAUGGGAUGUGGAGUAAGUGGGCACCGCCUUUGGAGAGAAGCCGGCUGGCCACGACUUCUUUUUGUGGUUCCUAUGCGGGGGCGGUGGUGGCCAUGCCUCUGGCUGGGGUCUUGGUGCAGUACAUUGGAUGGGCCUCCGUCUUUUAUAUUUAUGGUAUGUUUGGGAUUAUUUGGUACAUGUUUUGGCUGUUGCAGGCCUAUGAGUGCCCAGCAGCUCACCCAACAAUAUCCAAUGAGGAGAGGACCUAUAUAGAGACAAGUAUAGGAGAAGGAGCCAACUUGGUUAGUCUAAAUAAAUUUAAUACACCAUGGAAGAGAUUUUUUACGUCAUUGCCGGUUUAUGCAAUCAUUGUGGCAAACUUUUGCAGAAGCUGGACCUUUUAUUUGCUCUUAAUAAGUCAGCCCGCUUAUUUUGAAGAGGUCUUUGGAUUUGCAAUAAGUAAGGUGGGUCUCUUGUCAGCAGUCCCACACAUGGUAAUGACAAUUGUUGUGCCUAUUGGAGGACAAUUGGCUGAUUAUUUAAGAAGCAGAAAAAUUUUGACCACAACUGCUGUCAGAAAAAUCAUGAACUGUGGAGGUUUUGGCAUGGAGGCAACCUUACUCCUGGUGGUUGGCUUUUCCCAUACCAAAGGGGUGGCUAUCUCCUUUCUGGUGCUUGCUGUAGGAUUUAGUGGCUUUGCUAUUUCAGGUUUUAAUGUCAACCACCUGGACAUUGCACCCCGCUAUGCCAGCAUUCUCAUGGGGAUCUCCAAUGGAGUGGGAACUCUGUCUGGAAUGGUCUGUCCCCUCAUCGUUGGUGCAAUGACCAAGCACAAGACCCGGGAGGAAUGGCAGAAUGUGUUCCUCAUAGCUGCCCUGGUGCACUACAGUGGUGUGAUCUUCUAUGGGGUCUUUGCUUCUGGGGAGAAACAGGAGUGGGCUGACCCAGGGGAUCUCUCCGAGGAGAAAUGUGGCAUCAUUGACCAUGAUGAAUUAGCUGAGGAGACAGAACUCAGCCAUGAGACUUUUGUGAGUCCCAGAAAGAAGAUGUCGUAUGGAGCCACCACUCAGAAUUGUGAAGUCCAGAAGAAGGAUCGGAGAGAACAGAGAGGAGAAACCCUUGAUGAGGAAGAGCCCACAGCCUACCAGAAUGAAGAGGGAAAUCUCUCAGAUACAUCCUAAUGUCUGAGUGGCACUUCUGUCUUCUCCUCACCUUAGAAC